AUGUCCACUCAAAUCUUAGCAUCAUCUCAAAAUGACAAAAUACAUAAUAUUGUUCGGCCAACAACAAAUUAUCACCCACCUAUUUGGGGAGAAAGAUUCUUACAUUACAAUAUUUCAGAAGAAGAAUUGUCUUAUAAACAACAACGAGUUCAGGAAUUAAAAACAGUGGUAAGAAAAGAAAUAUUUGGAGAAUCUACAUAUGAUGUUUCGAAGCAAUUGAAGUUAAUUGAUGCUGUGGAACGUUUAGGAUUGUCCUACCAUUUUGAAAGUGAAAUAGAAAAUGAGCUAGAAGGCAUUUACAACAAAAGCAUUUAUCAAAAUGACCUAUUUGUAGAUGAAGAUUUACAUGAUGCUUCCAUUCGGUUUAGACUUCUACGACAACAUGGAUUUAAGGUUUCUUCUGAUACAUUUGAAAAGUUCAAAGAUGAGGAUGGAAAUUUUAAAGAAUGCUUGGUAACUAACACCCUCGGUUUGCUUAGCUUGUACGAGGCCUCACAUUUGAGUUGUCUGGGAGAAAAUAUACUAGAUGAGGCACUUGCUUUCACAACCACACACCUAAUUAAGUUUGUGGCAAAUAAUAAAGAAGAUCCAUUAUCAAAUGAAAUAUCUCGUGCCCUAGAGAGGCCCUUGAGAAAGAGCUUAGUGAGGCUCCAUGCUAAGCAUUUCAUUUCAAUAUAUGAAAAUGAGGCCUCCCAUAACAAAGUAUUGCUACAACUUGCCAAGGUAGAUUUCAAUCUAUUACAAUCUAUGCACAAACAGGAGCUUAGUGAAAUCUCCAGGUGGUGGAAAGAACUAGACUGUGCACACAAAUUCCCUUUUGCAAGAAAUAGGAUUGUGGAACUAUACCUUUGGAUAUUAGGAGUCUAUUAUGAACCCCAAUACUCAUGUGCAAGAAAUAUUUUAACCAAAAUCAUAGCGCUUGCCUCGAUUGCUGAUGAUAUUUAUGAUUCAUAUGGUACCUUUGAAGAACUUGAGCUCCUAACUGAAGCAAUUGACAGGUGGGACAUAAAUUUUAUGGAUAAACUCAAUCCAGAAUACUUGCAGAUAUAUUAUAGGAAACUGUUGAAUUCGUUUGAGGAAUUUGAACAAGAGCUUAAAAAGGAGGAAACUUACAAAGUUCACUGUGGAAAAGAAGCGUUUAAAAAAUUACUUCGAGGUUAUUUUGAUGAAGCUCGGUGGUUGAACGAAGGAUACAUCCCAAGUUUUGAUGAGCAUUUGAAAGUUUCUUUGAUUACUUCUGGUUACUUCAUGUUGAUGGCGUGCUCUUUAGUCGGAAUGGAAAAUAAUAUUGUGACAAAAGAAGUUCUCGAGUGGCUUUCCAAGGACCCCAAGAUUGUUAGGGCAACCGCAAGUAUUUGUAGGUUUGUGGAUGACCUAGUUGGUCGCAAGUUUGAGCAAGAGAGAAAUCAUGUGACAUCUACUGUGGAAUGCUACAUGAAGCAAUAUGGUGUAUUCGAAAAAGAAGCAUGUGAUGAACUCAAUAAGCGAGUAGUUAAUGCAUGGAAAGAAAUAAAUGAAGAGUUUCUCAAGCCAACUGAUGUAGCUUCACCUAUAUUAGUCCGUGCUCUUAAUCUUUCGAGGGUAAUCGAUCUUCUCUACAAAAAUGAGGAUAACUAUACACAUGUUGGAAAAGUUACCAAAGAUAGUGUUACUGCGUUGCUUAUUGAUCAUAUUCCAUGA
Messenger RNA from Humulus lupulus (European hop), 1680 nucleotides. RefSeq names its product alpha-humulene synthase-like. Gene Ontology annotation, molecular function: terpene synthase activity; magnesium ion binding. The transcript is spliced from 7 exons. The record is from RefSeq and is a predicted model, not a curated record. NCBI's taxonomy places the organism in Eukaryota, Viridiplantae, Streptophyta, Magnoliopsida, Rosales, Cannabaceae. Gene Ontology annotation, biological process: diterpenoid biosynthetic process. Bases 1 to 1680 code for a protein of 559 amino acids.